GGGUUCUGCGGUUGCCAAAAUAAUAGGCAAUAAUGUAAAGAAAUUGCAAAAGUUUGCUUCCACAGUGAAGAUGUGGGUCUUCGAGGAGGAUAUUAAUGGGAGAAAACUGACAGAUAUCAUAAAUAAUGAACAUGAAAAUGUAAAAUAUCUCCCCGGAUACAAGCUGCCAGAUAAUGUGGUUGCUGUCCCAAACCUUAAUGAAGCUGUACAGGAUGCAGACUUGCUGGUUUUUGUCAUUCCUCAUCAGUUCAUUCAUAAAGUCUGCGAUGAAAUCACAGGACGAAUACCCAAGAAAGCACUCGGUAUAACUCUUAUAAAGGGAAUAGAUGAAGGCCCAGAGGGACUCAAACUGAUCUCUGACAUUAUUCGAGAGAAGAUGGGAAUAGACAUCAGUGUGCUGAUGGGAGCUAACAUCGCCAAUGAGGUGGCAGCAGAGAAAUUCUGUGAAACCACAAUAGGGAGCAAAAUCUUAGAAAAUGGCCUUCUCUUCAAAGAACUCCUGCAGACUCCAAACUUCCGAAUAACUGUAGUAGACGAUGCAGAUACGGUUGAGCUUUGUGGUGCUCUGAAGAAUAUAGUGGCAGUAGGAGCUGGGUUCUGUGAUGGCCUUUGCUGUGGUGACAAUACCAAAGCUGCUGUUAUUCGCCUUGGCCUAAUGGAGAUGAUUGCCUUUGCCAGAAUUUUUUGCAAAGGACAGGUGUCUAUUGCCACUUUCCUGGAGAGCUGUGGAGUCGCUGAUCUCAUCACAACAUGUUACGGUGGCCGGAAUCGACGUGUAGCAGAAGCGUUUGUUAAAACUGGAAAGUCUAUUGAAGAAUUGGAGCAAGAAAUGCUGAAUGGUCAGAAACUGCAAGGACCACAGACUUCUGCAGAAGUGUAUCGCAUCCUCAAGCAGAAAGGAAUGCUGGAAAAGUUUCCACUAUUCACUGCUGUGUAUCAGAUCUGCUAUGAAGGGAAGCCGGUCAGAGAGAUGAUAUCCUGCCUUCAAAGUCAUCCAGAGCACAUGUAAAAUCAAUCAGGCCAUCGUACUAAUGCAGCUCACUGCCUUUCAAACUUAUAUCUGGGUUCAAGUGGAUGUAUCAUUAAGCUUCAUUCAAAGCUGCUCUACUAGGCAACAGUAACGACAUGAAUGUCUGUGAAUGGGUGUUUAUUUUUUGUUUUACAGCCUAGUUUGACAUAGCAUGCAGCGUUGGCUUGGUGAUUGUUGUUUUACUGGCUAAAAUACAACUGUUUUAAGAUGCGCAAUGCAAAAAUUGCACUACAUAUCUAGUGCAUAUACACAAGUGUACUUUGUGUGGGUUCCUACACCAUAAAACACAAUGUUUUGUUGUCUCUUAUUAAGGCCUAGUCCAAAAUCCACUGGACACCAUGGGAAGAAUCCCACUGGUUUUGAUGGAGACUGAAUUGAGCCUGUAACCUUGAAAUAUUAGGAGUCUUUCUAUUAGAACUUGGUUUUAUUCUGCAUACACAUUGGAAUUUUAACAUUUUGCAUGUUUAUGAUUAUAUUAAUUUAAGCAAUAUUAAUGCAAAACAAGUGGUAGCAGU
Nipponia nippon (crested ibis) is the source of this 1545-nucleotide messenger RNA. Lineage: Eukaryota; Metazoa; Chordata; Aves; Pelecaniformes; Threskiornithidae. The record is from RefSeq and is a predicted model, not a curated record.